AUGUGCUGCUGUCCCUGUUUCCGUGUACUGGUGUUGGUUUUGGCUAUAUUGGCCACCGCCUGUGCUGUGUGUGCCAACAUCUUCCCUGUCUUCCAGAAGGAGAACGAGCUUGUGACGAUGAAGCAGACGCUAUGGUACAAUGAGGUGAUCUUGCCCGAUGGCAAUGAGACCGAGCAGAAGGUGAGUAAGAGCUUGUGCGGGCAGUACAAGCUGUUUUUCCGGGUCUCCGAGGGCACCGCUGUGGGUGCAAUUGGUGUUGGCCUCAUCGUGGUGUUACUUACCGUUAUUCAGAUGAUCUGCAGGGUGUUGUCUUGCUGCUUGGGGUGUUUCACGUCGCUCUUGAUUUUUCUUGCGUUUGCGGCGUCUGGGGUGUGCGUGGCCCUUCUUGUGUAUGGAUAUAUGAAGGGCUACUGCCAGGAUGACACUGCGCUGUCGCCCCUGUACGCUCCCUUCAAGGACCAGGACUACAAAUUCGCGGAGUCCUUCUACCUCAUCUGCGUCGCCUGUGCUCUCUUUCUCAUCUCCUAUUUCUUCCAGUGUUGUGCCUAG
Molecule: messenger RNA, 549 nt
Organism: Trypanosoma conorhini
Lineage: Eukaryota; Euglenozoa; Kinetoplastea; Trypanosomatida; Trypanosomatidae
Exons: 1
Coding region: 1-549 (182 amino acids)
Source: RefSeq, a predicted model, not a curated record